AAACCAUAUUCUCUUUUUUACAAAAUCUUCAAAUAUAAGUACUUCAGAUACAAUUCUUAACUCGAAGUCAAUCCAGGAAAUCGACCAUCUUCAACUUGGCAAAGUCUUUUGGAGAGAAGGAAAAUUUUGGAAAAAGGAAUUAAGUGCAAAGUUUCAAUUUAAGGAUCUGUCAAAAUCAGAGAAGAUCCAUGGCUUAGGAACCAACCACCCUUUCCCAUUGCAGUGAAUGCAGAGAUGAAUCACUUACCUGGGUUAGACAGCUAUUCACAGGCGAGGAAGAAUGGAAUCACCAACUUCUUAUGAAAGCCUUCCACUAGACACAGAUUAUCAAAUUCAACAAAUUCCUAUCACAGAAGAGGAAGACUCAGAGAGUACGCGAAUUGGUUGGCGCGGAAUGCUUUAGUCUUUGAGAACCAAUUCCAGAAACUUGAGGAAAUUCUGUCUCAAGCAUAUUGUUGGAGAACUGGCGACAUCAUCUCCUCAAACCACCUUCUCUAUGAACAGCAGAUAGCAUCAUCAGCAGCAAUGAAUGCAGCAUCAAAAUUCGAAAACAAAAGGCCAGGGUUGGUGUUGGAUGAUGAUUAUGAUUCCUCGACUUCUCCGAGUCUAUAUAAACCGCCGAAUCUUAAUCACUAUCCGAAACAUCAUUCGCUUCAUUCUCACCACACUCCAAACCCUCUACCUCUUCGUCACCAUGUCCAAACCUUCUUCCUCUGAUCCUCUGGAACCACCACUCUUCGAUCCCAAGCAACCUUCAGUACCAAUUUCAUACCCAAUCAAAACCCUAGAGGAUCUCAAAACUCGCUCCUACUUCAAUUCCUUUCACUACCCUUUUAACAUUGCUUUGCUUCCAAUGUCACAUCAUGCCGCUUCAUCAUCAUCAUCAUCAUCAUCAUCAUUGCCUAAUAGGAGAAGAUUGUUGGUGUGUCAUGACAUGGCAGGCGGGUACUUAGAUGACAAGUGGGUUCAAGGGGGGACCAACCCUGAUGCUUAUGCAAUUUGGCAUUGGCAUUUGAUCGAUGUUUUUGUCUACUUUUCACACAGUUUGGUUACUAUUCCUCCUCCUUGUUGGACUAACACUGCUCAUCGUCACGGAGUUAAGGUGCUGGGUACUUUCAUCACCGAAUGGGAUGAGGGAAGAGCUGCCUGUGAUGUGCUGCUUUCAACAAAGGAGUCUGCUCAAAUGUAUGCAGAACGUCUGGUGGAGCUUGCUGUUACUUUAGGCUUCGAUGGCUGGCUAAUAAAUAUGGAGGUAAAUCUGGACCGAGGACAAAUUCCUAACUUAAAAGAGUUUGUAGAUCAUUUAUCGUCAUUGAUGCAUUCAUCUGUUCCUGGAUCGUUAGUGCUUUGGUAUGACAGUGUUACAGUUGAUGGUGAUCUGAAUUGGCAAGACCAACUAAACUAUUACAAUAAGCCUUUCUUUGACAUAUGUGAUGGGAUAUUUGUUAACUAUACAUGGAAGGAAAACUAUCCAAGCCUCUCUGCUGCCGUUGCAGGUGAUCGGAGGUUUGAUGUGUACAUGGGAAUAGAUGUAUUUGGAAGGAACACAUAUGGUGGUGGACAGUGGAAUGUAAAUGUUGCUCUCGAUGUACUAAGAAAGGAUGACGUAUCUGCUGCUAUAUUUGCUCCUGGAUGGGUCUAUGAAACAAAACAACCACCAGAUUUUGAGACUGCUAAUAACAGUUGGUGGGAUCUUGUGGAAAAGUCAUGGGGAGUAUUGCGUAAGCAUCCUGGAGUAUUACCGUUCUACACAAAUUUUGAUCAGGGACGCGGUUAUCAUAUUUCAAUGGACGGAGACCUUGUGUCGGAUGCUACUUGGUGCAACAUUUCUUGCCAAGGCUUUCAGCCGCAUCUCAAUUUUGCUGACUCUACAAAUCCUAUUCAAGUUUUUACAGACCUGAAGGGAUCAUCUUAUAGUGGAGGAGGGAACAUUACAUUCAAAGGAUCUCUUGAAGAGCAUGCUCACUUUGAGAAGAAAAUCUUUGAAACGGAGUUUGUUUUGAGCGAGUUGCCUAUCCACUUAACUUAUUCUGUGAAAUCUGAUGGCAAUUCUUCGCUGGGACUUAAGCUUGCAUUCACUUCCACCACCAACAAAAGAGAGUAUAUACUUCUUGCAUCGCAACCGUUGAACAAUUUCUCUGGAAAUUUCAGCAAAGCAAUCAUUACAGAUGGAAAUAAAGGACCUUCACCUGGAUGGGUUAUAAAUCAAGGUACGAUCGCAAUGAACGGAUACACACUAGCGGAAAUCCAUGCAGUGUGCUAUAGAUGCGAUUCUCCGACGAAUAAGUUGAGAUGGCUAUACAGUUCAGAUAGCAGCGAUAGUACUUCGGCUUCUACAUCAGAUUAUUUCGCAAUCCUUGGUCAUAUCUCAAUCCAGACAUUAGAAUACAAGUCAGAUUUUCCUGUGGCUUCUUCGUGGCAAGUCGACACCAAAUACAUGAAAUGGACACCAGGUCCUCAGGGCUCAAAGAUCCUUAGUCUUCAAAUUUCUUGGGAACUGAAAGACGGAAAGAACCAUCAAUUCAGAAGCUACAAUGUCUAUUUGGUGAAAUCGUCAAAACAAGAAGGUACAAGUUCAAGAUUGGAACAUGUGAAGGAGUACCUUGGAGUGGCACAAGCAAAAUGUUACUAUGUUUCUGAGCUUAAAGUUCCUUCUGGAACUUAUAGCCUCAAAUUUAUAAUACAAGUGUGUGGUGAUGAUGGAACAUUGCAGGAAUUGGACGAGUCUCCAUAUUAUGAAUUGGCGGUUGAAGGUCCUCAAAUUAGUAUUACAAUGUAACAUUAUUCGUGCUAUAAAAAGGAAUGUAUGUUGUAUAUUAGUAUGAUGCAGCAGCAAGCAAUAAAACU
Arachis stenosperma is the source of this 2847-nucleotide messenger RNA. RefSeq names its product cytosolic endo-beta-N-acetylglucosaminidase 1-like. The transcript is spliced from 14 exons. NCBI's taxonomy places the organism in Eukaryota, Viridiplantae, Streptophyta, Magnoliopsida, Fabales, Fabaceae. The record is from RefSeq and is a predicted model, not a curated record. Gene Ontology annotation, molecular function: mannosyl-glycoprotein endo-beta-N-acetylglucosaminidase activity. The coding region runs from base 530 to 2779 and encodes 749 amino acids. Gene Ontology annotation, biological process: protein deglycosylation. Gene Ontology annotation, cellular component: cytoplasm.